Molecule: messenger RNA, 1042 nt
Organism: Capra hircus (goat)
Lineage: Eukaryota; Metazoa; Chordata; Mammalia; Artiodactyla; Bovidae
Gene: C5H12orf71
Product: chromosome 5 C12orf71 homolog
Exons: 2
Coding region: 234-1019 (261 amino acids)
Source: RefSeq, a predicted model, not a curated record
GGUGGUAUAGAGCAGGUUUUUAAAGGGAGAGGGCUGCCUCUUUUGUUCUUCAUUGGAGAUUGUAAAACAGAUGAACCUCUCUCAGAGUGGGAUAGUCCCAAAUAGAAAAAAGAACGGAUAAUGUUAUUGGGUAAGUACCAUAUUACCCUCCUCUCCUCCCCAGUCCCACUUAGAUUUUCUCUUUUGAAGAUCCCUGGGAUGAGGGAGACCUGAGAUUUGAGCCUCCGAACUCCAUGGUGCACUCAUUCUCCAGCAGUUCUGAAUCAAACCUGAGUCUCUCUGUGGGCUAUUUCCCCUGUGAGGACACCCUCUCCUGCGAAGACUCAUCUUCUGAAGGUUCUUCAGUCCACUUUGUCCCUCCUAUCCAAGGGUCAUGGUGGACUGAAAAUACAGGGAGGCGCCUGGCGAGACGAGACCAAAUACAGGAUGGCCCAGAGCAGUUCUGCAAACUCAGCAUCACCCUGGCCUGGGAUGUUGACGUGGCCUCUAACAAUUCAGACUCGACCGCUAACUGUGACCUAAGUGGAGACAACAAAGACAAGCACCCCAAAGAGAAGACACAGAUGACUCUCAGCAAACUGGAUGGUCUUGUGCAAAAGCUUGAGAAAUUUCUAGAGAACCAGAAAGAUGACAAUGAUGACGACUCUGUGUUCCCUGAAUCUGCUCAGGAGGAAGACUCUCAGCUGCCUAGCAGCUCCCUUCCAGGUAUGGCUCAGACAAUAAGCGAGGCAACUGGCAGCCAAGGGACAGAUAUUGCAGAGAUCUCCUCAGUCUUAUCAGGUCCACCAGAGAAGGAGGACACUCACUCCAGCACAGCCCUCUCGUGUCUGAAGUUCGGGUGGGUCUUCCGCUGGCUAAGGCCCCAAGUCCGCUCCUCACUUUUGGGGAGAGAGGACCCCAAGGAGGCCACUGAGCACCCCUGUGAACUGGUACAAAAGAAAAGAUUCUCUCGCAGAAGCAAGAGAAUCCAACCUCAAGAAUCCUUCGAAUUAGGAUACCCCAUACCACCAGAUUUUUAAACUUUUUGAUAGUCCCUAUUCUA